Molecule: messenger RNA, 913 nt
Organism: Athalia rosae (coleseed sawfly)
Lineage: Eukaryota; Metazoa; Arthropoda; Insecta; Hymenoptera; Athaliidae
Gene: RpLP0-like
Product: mRNA turnover protein 4 homolog
Exons: 4
Coding region: 134-850 (238 amino acids)
Biological process (GO): nuclear-transcribed mRNA catabolic process; ribosomal large subunit biogenesis; rRNA processing
Cellular component (GO): preribosome, large subunit precursor; nucleolus
Molecular function (GO): RNA binding
Source: RefSeq, a predicted model, not a curated record
CAAGAUGGCCGAAGUAACAAUUAUUAUUGUCAAUUGUACACUCUCUGACGGGAAGCGUGUUUGCUGCAUAAGCACAUGGUUUUGAAUAGUGGUUUCAAUUAACUAAAAAUUUUAAUAACGUAGAUUAAAAAAGAUGCCGAAAUCAAAGCGGGAUAAAAAAAUCACUCUCACGAAGACCAGCAAGAAGGGUUUAGUACUGAAACAACAGAUUGUCGAAGACAUCAGAAAAUGUGUUUCGAAGUACUCAAACAUAAUUUUAUUUUCCGUUCAAAAUAUGCGGAAUAAUAAACUUAAGGAUAUACGAGGUAAUUGGAAAGAUAGUAGGUUCUUUUUUGGGAAAAAUAAAAUCAUGGCGCUAGGCCUUGGUAAAUCUCCUGAAGAGGAAGCAGAAGAUGGAUUACACAAAUUAUCAGCUGCACUAAAAGGCCAGUGCGGACUUCUUUUUACCAACAGACCAAAAGAUGAGGUUUUAGACUGGAUGGAACAAUACGGAGAGGAGGAUUACGCUCGUUCAGGAUUUAUAGCAACAGAAAGUAUCUCAAUACCUGAAGGUCCAAUGCCCGAGUUUGCUCAUAGUAUAGAACCACAUCUGAGGCAAUUGGGGCUUCCAACGUCUCUCCAAAAAGGAGUAGUCACGUUACUUAAGGAUCAUGAUGUCUGUAAACAAGGCCAGACUCUCACGCCAGAGCAAGCAAGAAUACUGAAACUCAUCGGUAGGGCCCUGGCAACGUUCAAAUUAACUCCACUUGGCAUAUUCGUGAAGAACGAAGGAUACACACAGAUUGCUGAAGAUAAAACAGACGAAGAAGAUGAUGACACAAUGGAAACGGGAGAUGUUAGCGAUACAUGAUUUCAUAUCAGAUAUUGAGACGGAGUUGUACAUAUAAUUAAAUAAAUAAUUGUUUACCUUUAA